GCGACAGACAAAGUUAAUAACUUUUUCAUAACUAGGUAAUGCAACUUUAUUUUCUAAGGGCUAUUAACAAGUCGUCUGUAAAUCAUGAAGAGAUGAGACGGUAGUAUAGUACUUGAUGAAUUUUGUUGGGGACUGUCUAUUGCUAGCGGAAAACUGCUCACUUUUCAUAGUUUAGUAGCCGUUCUAGCAGCGUUCACAUAUACAAAACUAAUGUAUUUCUAUAGCAUAAUGUAGGGUACUGCAGUAACGACGUACGAAUUUUUUUCUUCUGAUCUGACGUUUGUGCUGGGCGCUAACCGGAUUGAGAAAGCGAUUUGUUCAGCGGAUUAGCGUACAACCGGCUCUCUCAGUAGAAAUACGGAGCCCAAGCAAGACUGCUGGUCAAAAUUUCGCGCCGCUAACGUAGCAGCGCUAGCAAAUAUGUCCUCUGUGUACUUCUCGUGUUUCCCCUUUCCUAUUUGCAUUCGUUGCCCAUGACUUGUGAGCACCCACAAUAAUUAUAUCCAAAUCAUAUCAUUUCGGAGCACUCGCGAAACUGUCGCCUAGUUUUAUAUGAUUGUUUAUUCGUUUCUGAUAAUAUUUAGACGAUUUCUGCGUAUGUUUUUGUUAAACCUGCAUUCUGUGAGAAAGACUUUGAGUAUGCCUUCGGACAACCGCUAAAAAUAGCUUAUGUGAUGAACAAAGUGGCAUUUUUUCGUCUGGAAAUUUUUGAUAGCGCAUAAAUUAUUUGUAUCAUUACGUUGCAGCCAUGCUCUAGCACUCUGUAGACUACGGCAUCAAGCAAUUUUUGUACGAAAUAAGCAUUAGACCGUUAACUGCGGCAGCCACAGAUUUACUUCGACAGACUAAUGCUCAAAUACUAUUUCGUAAUGUAGUUGUUUAUUUUGUCAGCGUUUUUUACGGUUCCACUCGUAACGAUGCUACUAGCACUUCCUAGAGGUAUUUAUACUGGAAAUAUCGUACGAAACCUAAAAAGCAGGCUCCCAUUAUCGUAUAGUUAUGAGCCAACACAUACACACAGACGGAACCGCAUCGCUAAACAUCUCAGCGUCGCGGAAAGUUCGUGACGGGAAGUCCCUUGUAACACACACACACACACACACGGAGGUGUCUCCCUAUCGGAAGCACACGAGGCACACGUUCAUCUGAGUUCCAGUUAGCGACGCAAGCGGACAUUACAAUUUCUUCUGCCAAAAUGAGCCCUGUUUCUAGCUGACUUCGCUAUUGCCACUGACCUAACGGAAUCUGCUGUGUACCCCGCCAGCGAGUAAUGUCAAAGUUGAACCCCGAAAGCCACAGAAGAAAAACAUUUAGAUGUCUCUCCCAGCAACUGCUUCGUCGUCAGCAUUGUUCACUCGUGGUCUGCGGUGGGGAGUUAGUAAGAUUUCUAUUCGUGCUCGACGAUGUCGCUACGAACCAACAAAAACCAUGGAACAUUUCGUGUGGUGGAACGUUAAAAAGCUGCCAAUCGUUUAGGAAUGAGCGAACUUCCCUGAGCCGGUUUCAUCCUCCCACAUAAGAGAGGCUGACUGAUUGGGGAACACAACCCCUGAAAUAGCAAUGGCCAUAUAUAAACUAAAUGCGUUACCGGUUCGAAAACUUCUACGACGCGUUUCCGUCGUACUCGCACACAACUUAUAUGAAGCCAGUGACUCUCACAUCAAAUUAGGUACCAUCUAUUAAGCAUCCAUUCAACUGCGGUAAAUCUAGACUUUGCCUUAAUCAACUAGUUCGAUAUCAGUAAACGGAUUAUCGAACAACGGUUAAAGAAAACAAUCAUAUCCGUAUCGAAUAACUGACACGUGAACCGGAACUUUCGUACGAGAAGUGGCUAUGGGUGACCAGAAUUGCAUAUGUUUGGGUGUUAGAAUGAAACUAAGGGGCUUAGUGGCAUGCUUACUUGUGUUCGUGUUGGUCACCGCCGAAGGUGCUUUUACUAGUGAGGACUUGAUAAAUCUGGAAAGUAUAAAAGUCAGCGAUGCUCUCCUACAAGAACUUCAGGAUAUUGAUGAAGUACGAAUUAUAGAGGUGCCCCAAAAUAGUCAUGAGCCGUUCAUGGGACAAGGAAAUCAGAAGACAGUGCGCACAUUUACUGGGAUGCUAUAUCGAAAACCCGGCAAAGGUUUAGGUCCUGGUUCAUUCGCGCAGGAGAAAAGACGCGAACCUGUUAUAAUAACAAGCGAUCGAGACCAGAUGAUGUUCGUUAACCUGGGCGCCAUCUUGGGCAUGCCACACGUCGGGAUUGCUCGGCUGCCACUUUCCAUUCUCAAUAAUCAGCAAUAUGAGGGUCGAAGAUGGGUUGCGGUGCCUUCUAUUCCGCAUGAAACGAAGAAUAAAGUUGUCAAGCUUCCACCUGUUAUCCGAGUCACUCCGAUUUCAGGAGUCAAUAUCAAUUCGAUCGAUUCCAAGGCUAUGUCAACCCAGUUAGUUCGCUUAAACUCCUUGCAAAAGUCCCCAACGAACAACUCUUCUGGUGAUAGCAAAGAAAAUGCUUCCGGCACUGGACAAGAGCCAGCUAAAGACUCUAAAAACAAUUCACCUCUUAAUCUGAAGUAUCGAGAUCAGUACGUAGGUGAUCAACAAAGGAGAGCCCAAAAAGGUUAUUCUGAAUCGUCCAACAAUUCGUUCGUUAUCCCGCAGCGACCGCCGCUACAGCAUCUGUACCGAAACCAACAUCUGGGCGUUUCGUCCCAGCCGAUUCCUGCUGCUAUAAUGCCGCCAAAGUACUACCAGCCUUAUUUACGACCUGUUCAAGGAACGACACGGCCUCAAUUGCCGAACCACUCAAUGGCGUUGCCGGCGAAAGUGCCACGUGUUACCUCGUCCUGGAUACCUGUCGGCAAACCGCUUAGUCCCGAGGACUUUAUGCAUAUGCCUACCUUAACUGCACAACCGAUUCGGCGCACCCCUAAGAUGCUUAUUCGCCAACUGUUUGGCGGUACCCAAGACAAUAUCGUUAUUACAACUGACAACAAUGAACAAUUCUUCCAGGACGAUGCUCCACUUGUUCCAGCGCCCUCAGCGGUCGCACCUGUCAUAGCGCUGCUAUCGCCUGUUAACCUAGAAAGAGGUGCACUGCGGUCGGUGGUACCCUCUAAAGAACUGCACAGAAACGCAGGGCUUUUGUUGGAUCAAAAACGUCGAUAUCCUUCAUAUUUCGGUUAGGUGACCAUUUGAUUAAGUAUGGCACGUACAUGCGCAGUAUAGGCAAUUGAUACCAUGUGUAGGGGAUUGUACCAAACUGAACAGGAAAAGUCCGCACUGCAGCAUUCGGCGUGAAUACUCGAUGGGUAUUAAAAUAUAUACACACCAACGAUCUUAGAUGCCCUCCAUGGUCCAGCUUUGUUCUUAAAAUAUAUAUGUAUAUGAGUCAUUAAACGCCCUUGAAGAUCAGAGGGCCACCUGUAAUGCUGAUCUGACGAAUCCUGAUCGAUCAGAUGUAUUGUUUAAAGAAUAGAAAUCUGAGUUGCUUAAAUGGUCACGAGCUAAAAUGGGCAUGGCACGGAUCAGGGGGGUAUGUCUUAGUGUGAUUCAUUGAAAUGCGGUUCGUCAGAUUAAAAAUGAACUUCUGAAAAGUAAUAUCCUUUUUCCUACCUGCCUUCACCCUGCACAACAUAGAUAAAAAAAAAAAAGAAAUAGUUGUUUAUGUAACAUACUGUGCCUAUAUUUAUU
Messenger RNA from Varroa destructor (honeybee mite), 3672 nucleotides. RefSeq lists its product as uncharacterized. NCBI's taxonomy places the organism in Eukaryota, Metazoa, Arthropoda, Arachnida, Mesostigmata, Varroidae. The record is from RefSeq and is a predicted model, not a curated record.